Molecule: messenger RNA, 738 nt
Organism: Guillardia theta CCMP2712
Lineage: Eukaryota; Cryptophyceae; Pyrenomonadales; Geminigeraceae
Exons: 2
Coding region: 1-738 (245 amino acids)
Source: RefSeq, a predicted model, not a curated record
AUGUUGGCGCAGGAAGAUGGAGAUCGAGCUCUAGAUCUAGCUCUAGCUCUAGAUCGAGCGCUAGCUCGAGCUCGAGCUCUAGCUCUAGCUCUAGCUCUAGCUCUAGCUCUAGCUCUAGCUCUAGCUCUAGCUCUAGCUCUAGAUCUAGCUCUAGCUCUAGCGCUAGCGCUAGCUCUAGCGCGAGCGCUAGAUCUAGCUCGAGCGCUAGAGCUAGAGCUAGCUCUAGAGCGAGCUCUAGCGCUAGAUCUAGAGCUAGCGCUAGCGCUAGAGCUAGAGCUAGAGCUAGAGCUAGCGCUAGAGCUAGAGCUAGAGCUAGAUCUAGAGCUAGAGCUAGAGCUAGAGCUAGAGCUAGAGCUAGAGCUAGAGCUAGAGCUAGAGCUAGAGCUAGAGCUAGAGCUAGAGCUAGAGCUAGAUCUAGAGCUAGAGCUAGAGCUAGAGCUAGAGCUAGAGCUAGAGCUAGAGCUAGAGCUAGAGCUAGAGCUAGAGCUAGAGCUAGAGCUAGAGCUAGAGCUAGAGCUAGAGCUAGAGCUAGAGCUAGAGCUAGAGCUAGAGCUAGAGCUAGAGCUAGAGCUAGAGCUAGAGCUAGAGCUAGAGCUAGAGCUAGAGCUAGAGCUAGAGCUAGAGCUAGAGCUAGAGCUAGAGCUAGAGCUAGAGCUAGAGCUAGAGCUAGAGCUAGAGUUAGAGCUAGAGCUAGAGUCUAGAGCUAGAGCUAGAGCUAGAGCUAGAUCUAGAGUCUAG